AUGAUGGAUCGGGCCCGGCAGAUCUCGGCCUUUAUCACCCCAUUUGGACUUUUCAAGUGGAAUCGGAUGCCUUUUGGGCUGAAGAAUGCGCCGCAGAUCUACCAGCAGAUGAUCGACAACGCCUUAUAUGGAUUCACCCAGAUCCCAAAAUUGGCCGGUGGUCUGGAGCGUCUGUAUGUAUUCGAGGCCGGAGAACCUGAAGAUCCGCCAAACCAUCCGUCCUACAUCGACGACAUCUUAGUACCAGCUGAUAAUUGGGAUCAGCUAUGUGACCGAGUGGAAGGUCUUCAGGAGGCGUGCAACAAAUGGAACUUGUCGAUCAGCGUUGUCAAACGUUUCUAG
Molecule: messenger RNA, 342 nt
Organism: Phytophthora megakarya
Lineage: Eukaryota; Oomycota; Peronosporomycetes; Peronosporales; Peronosporaceae
Source: the annotation of a GenBank genome assembly